UACUAAAAAGGCCUAAAUGGGUGUUGGAUAUUCCUCUUGCAGCUCCCGCUCCCUCUCUUUUCCCAGUUCCACUUGCUCCUUCUCCUACUGCCCCACUACAUCCAACUCGAAAACUACUUGCACUUUCUCUGACAAAUCACAUUCAAAUCAUCUUCUUUUUAAGCCCACCUCUAAAUUCUUGCAAACCCAUAUCAGGAAACUAGCCCAAAAAACCAUUGGUAAAGCACCAUCUUCAGCUCCUUUCUUUUUGAGGUGUGGCAGAGUUGUUGAACCGAUGGAGACCCAAAAAGGAAAUGAUUUUCUACAAAAACCCAGUUUUGAUCCUCAUAGUAUUGACCAAGAAUUGGUUCAAAAGAUUGCUUAUGAUGCUCUUGUCUGGAGUUCACUUCAUGGCCUUGUUGUUGGUGACAGAAAUUCACAGAGAUCAGGAAAAGUGCCUGGUGUAGGAAUGGUUCAUGCCCCAAUUGCCUUGUUGCCUAUGUCAUUCCCUGAAAGUCAUUGGAAACAAGCUUGUGAAGUAGCUCCUAUUUUUAAUGAACUAGUUGAUCGUGUGAGUUUGGAUGGAAAUUUUUUGCAGGAGUCGCUAUCUAGGACAAAGAAAGUAGAUACAUUUACAUCCAGACUCUUGGACAUUCAUUCCAAGAUGUUAGAGAUCAAUAAGAAAGAGGACAUACGCUUGGGAUUGCAUCGCUCAGAUUACAUGUUAGAUGAACAAACCAAAUUACUUCUUCAGAUAGAGCUUAACACAAUUUCAUCAUCUUUUCCCGGGCUGAGUUGUCUUGUCAGUGAGCUUCACAGAUUGUUACUUCUUCAAUUUAGAGAACACCUGUUACUAGAUCCUGAAAGGGUUCCCAGAAAUAAUGCUGUAAAUGGAUUUGCUGAAGCUUUAGCCAAAGCUUGGACUGAAUAUAAUAACCCAAGGGCUGUAAUUAUGGUUGUGGUUCAACCUGAAGAACGCAACAUGUAUGACCAACAUUGGCUAUGUGCAGUACUCAAGGAACAAUAUCAAAUAACAACUAUUAGGAAGAGUUUAGCAGAAAUCGAUGCAACAGGAGAGCUUCAGGCAGAUGGAACACUUCUUGUAGGAGGUGAAGCGGUUGCAGUCGUCUAUUUCAGAGCUGGGUAUGCACCGACUGAUUAUCCUUCAGAGUUUGAAUGGAGAGCUAGGCUACUGAUGGAGCAAUCUUCUGCAAUCAAGUGCCCUUCUAUUGCCUAUCAUCUGGCAGGAACAAAGAAAAUCCAACAAGAACUUGCAAAGCCAGGUGUGCUUGAAGGGUUUCUCGAGAAUAAAGAUGACAUUUCCAAACUAAGGAGAUGCUUUGCUGGGCUGUGGAGUCUAGAUGACUUGCAAAUUAUCAAGGAUGCAAUUGAGAGACCUGGAUUAUAUGUGAUGAAACCACAAAGAGAAGGAGGAGGAAACAACAUCUACGGUGACGAUGUGAAGGAGACCCUACUGAGGUUGCACAUGACAGGUAACCAAGAAGAUGCAGCCUACAUCCUUAUGCAAAGAAUUUUCCCUGCUGUUUCUCCAGCCAUUCUUAUGCGAGAUGGUGUUUCUCAUAGAGAUCAAACCAUAUCAGAACUUGGAGUUUAUGGCGCUUAUUUGAGGAACAAAACAAAGGUGAUUAUGAAUGACAACUGCGGUUACUUGAUGCGCACAAAGGUCUCUUCCUCAAAUGAGGGUGGGGUUGCAGCCGGUUUUGCAGUUCUGGAUAGCAUAUAUUUGGUUUGAUUUAUGAUCUUCCCAAUUUUUCGUAUCGUAACUUCACUUACCAAACAUGUAUAGUUGCGAUCUAAUAAAGUCCGACCCUCUAGAGAGAUCUUGGUAUACUUCAGCUGCCAGUGAUUUAAUAUUGUACUAGCAUGUUCUGGUGUAUUGCUUUCGUUGAUUUAACUCAAACAUGAAGGCAAGGAGAAAGAUGAAGAUUCUGUUUAGCUUUAUGGCCAUCUUGCUUUCCGCUUGUCACACUUUCUCUCUGAUUGUUUAAGACAAAAGUCCCUUGCUUUUCAGUGAAGAUUCUAACCUUUUCUUCA
Molecule: messenger RNA, 2034 nt
Organism: Coffea eugenioides
Lineage: Eukaryota; Viridiplantae; Streptophyta; Magnoliopsida; Gentianales; Rubiaceae
Product: glutathione synthetase, chloroplastic
Exons: 12
Coding region: 17-1732 (571 amino acids)
Biological process (GO): glutathione biosynthetic process
Cellular component (GO): cytosol
Molecular function (GO): glutathione binding; glutathione synthase activity; ATP binding
Source: RefSeq, a predicted model, not a curated record